Ciona intestinalis (vase tunicate) is the source of this 3212-nucleotide messenger RNA. The record is from RefSeq and is a predicted model, not a curated record. NCBI's taxonomy places the organism in Eukaryota, Metazoa, Chordata, Ascidiacea, Phlebobranchia, Cionidae.
AUAUCCCAAACUCAGACUAAAUUGGCUGUGUACAGUGUGGGUCAUAUUAACAUGUGUUGCAACGACCUGUCUGAAAACACUGUUUUAACAGUGAAAUUAAACAGCAAACAAAUCGCACGCAUAUAAAUAUCACACACAGUGCGACAUACAAUUGCCAAAGGCGUACACGGAAAAUUACAGUGAAUGACUGAUACAGGAUAUACACAGGCAGAACAGAAGGUCGUAAACGUUGUACUGCUUCAACGUUAUACGGUUAGUAACAGCCACAGCUAACUGUAUAUUCACUAUAUUUGGUUCCCCACACCUUAACGUAAUAACCACACCGAACAAAAUGGUAAAUGGAGACCAUACAACACAACUUAAGCGUAAAAUAUAUUUAGGGUCUUAAGACCCAUUACCGGAAAAAGUGCACUUCUAACAGAAAGCGACGUUUUUCAUUAUUGGGUUAUUAACUCAUUAAUUACUACGCAUUUUAAGAGCAACCAAACGCGAAUAUAUAGCAAGGUUCAACGAGGGUAUAUUGCCACGUGAUAUUCUGUCUCUGUACAUAUAUAUUUAGGUUUUGUUGAGCCAAAUACGUUAUAAACGCUUAACCAGUAUUUACCAAAAUCCUGUUGUUCAAUAAAACACCGAAGUUUCAAAAGCAAAAACAGACCCAGAAAAUGCGUUUUUAUGAACUGUUUAUUUUUGUUUAUUUAUUUUCUGUAAUACAAGGGAGUAAACAUAAGAAUCGUGUUGACGGUGCAGCAGUUUGCUCGUUAGCUCACCUUACAAUAAAAGACUAUAGAUUCGCCGUAAUAUCCGGAUGGCUGAUCGAACGUCGGUAUGACGCAAUUGCACAUUCAUAUUUCUUACUAAUGUAAGGUUUAAGCGUCCUAAAACGUUUAAAUAAUAGGAUACGUAACAAUUUAAGAUAAAUUUCCCAAAAGCAGGAUAAGUUUGUGAAAAGCAUUGGACAAGAGGGGGGUAUACAAGCCUGUAAUAAUAGCCCCUUAAGAAAGGCUUUUUUUCGUACACCCACGCUUUUCACGCUCUCUUGGAAUUGAAACGAUUCGCCAGUCCAUUCGCUGAAUCACGGCGACUAGUUGAAGUUAUAACGAAAGAUUUAUCUUACGUCUUGCUAUAAGGAUAAGGUAACAGUGUAAACGCUGUAUUGAAAUACGAGAGUUUUAACAAUACGUUAAAACAUGUGACCGAAUUCGUCUUAAAAGUUUAGGACUUCUGUUAAUUGAAGGCGCUUGCGGUACAGCCUGUAGGUUAAGUUUCGUCUUGGUUUAUCAAACAUCUUACAGAAAUCGUUUCAGUUUAUGGAGGUAAUAAAUGCAUCACUUAUGUAUUUUGUGUAGGUAUACCGAACCGUUGAAAGGAGAAAUUUCCAGAAUGAAACCUAAACUAGGUUUAAGGACUAAACAGAAAAAGUUGGCUGUCACUUUCUCAGAAGAGACUUCUUGUCAUGGUAUACUGCAGAUCAAAAACAAUGCCAAAAUAUGGCUAAAGGUUUUUUGGGCUUUGUUGGUAUUAGCGGCGUUUUCAGUUCUAAUAUGGCAGAUUAUUGAUCGUAUAAACGCGUAUAACAAACACGAAACCAACACUCAGAUCAGUGAAGAAUAUGUACAGAGUGUACACUUUCCAGCGGUUACAAUAUGCAACUCAAAUAGAUAUUUUUAUUUCUCUUCUGAUGAAGAACGCCUGGCGAUGCUGACGCUUUCAAAAGCUUUCGAUACCGGAGUACCACAGAAUGUUUCGGUUGUUCAAAAUUUGGGGUUAACUUCCAACUUUUCUCUCCGGGAAUUUAUGAUGGCAAAGGGUUGGAGAUUGGACGUUGGGGGCGCACUCGCUUUUUGUGGAGUUUCAAAAACGGAAGUGUGUUCACAUGUAAACUUAACAAUGUCGUUGAGCAAUAGCCUCGGUUUAUGUUGGACACUUAAUGCACAGAGAAGACAAAGCAUACCCGGAUAUCCACAUGGAAUACACCUUAUUUUCAUCACGUAUCAGUCAGAUUCCACUGAAGACCCGAUAAGCGGAAACUCCGAAACUGGAAUUAAAUUUCAAGUGCACUCACAAGACGAACCGCCUCAAGUCGAAAGCUUGGGGCAUUCGGUUGGGGUAGGGUUGUGGGCUUCAGUACAAAUGCAUAAACAAGAAAAAUCGAACAUGUACUCACCAUGGGGGGCAUGUCGGCCUUCGAACGAAAAUCUUCGGUUUUAUUCCAAGUACACACUUAAUGCAUGCUUAAAGCAAUGCUAUGACACUUUAAUACAACAAACGUGUAACUGCAGAGGGCCUUUAAUGGAAUAUAACUAUGAAGACGUUGUAGAAUGCACGCCGAUACAAGUUCUUAAUUGUACAGCGCCUGUCAGAUACGCAAUCGAAAGUAGUUACACUCCCCAAAAGUGCGGGUGUUACCAGCCGUGCAACGAAGUCAAAUACCAAACUACUCUAUCUUAUUCUUCAUUCAACCCGAAACAUUCUGAGUUCUUCGAAAAAGGAAUGAAUUUAAGCAGCGGUUACUUAAGCGAGAACUCAGUUGGUAUCUCUGUUUAUUUUGAUGCACUAUCGGUAACGAAACACGUUGAGAGCAAAGCUAUUACUGAGUCUGCACUUCUUAGUGACAUCGGUGGUCAACUUGGUCUCUGGGUUGGGGUGAGCGUCGUUACUUUGUUUGAACUUCUGCAGUUCCUUACCAGGCUAUUGUAUAGCGAGACGAGACACCAUACAAGAAAAGCACACAAGGGAAAAAGAGAAAAAACAAAUGACAUUCCUAUUGAAUGAAAAUUCCUGAUUUGCCAGAUAGAGAACUGUGCCUUCUAAAAGUAAAGUUACUCAUGUUUCCUGAUAUCCACAAGUAUAGUCGCCAUUUGUUGUGUCUUUAACUGUGCUUUUACAAAUGUAUGAAAAGCAUGUUGCAAGAAAACGUAUAUUAAAUAUAUGAAGCAAAAACUAUGGAACGAAUAGUAGAUAAGUAAAAACACAGUGUUGGUGUGGGAGCAUAACUGCAUUUGUGAAAAGGACUUUUGUAACAUUAGAUGUUUCACUGCAUUCGUAACGUCAUGUCGUGACGUAGUUUCUUACGUCAUCGCUACAAAUUAAAUAAAAGUCGUCGAAGUUCUUUAGUGAUCGCUACCCCUCUAAGCUUCCAUUCUAACCCGUCGAAAUCUGCGUCUUCGAUUCUUUGCUUCUGUGACGUCAUCUCGUCGUCAUUGUCCUCGGUU